AUGAAGCUAGAGAGGGCCAAGGUCGACGCCGAGCUCGAAAUCCUUCGUCAUGAAAAGGAGGCAGCUGCGGCAGAGGCGCAUGCUGGUGCUCUCGAAGCAGCCGUGGUCCAGGAUGGCGGGGAGAGCUUGCACGCACUGCCGCUGCUGCAUCCCGAUCAGCGCACUGCGGAUUACGUACAGAGCCAAGAGGCCGCGCACGCGCCAACGCAUCGACAUUCUGAGCUUCAUACAGAAGACAACGCUCCCCGUGAUGACCUCAACAGCAGGCGGAACGACGGUGCACAUGUUCAUCACCACCAGACUGUCCAGCAGGGUAACCAGCUGUCCGUGAACUCUACGGCCUCAAGUGACGCAAGUUCCGAUCUGACCGGAAUACUGAAGUUCCUCAGCCGAAGAGACCUUCUCUCUACGAGCCUCACUAAAUUUGAUGACUGUCCGGCCAACUUUCGAGCAUGGAAAUUGUCAUUUAGAGCAACUACGCGUGGCCUUGAACUUUCUGCUCAGGAAGAGCUUGACUUACUCAUUGCUUGGUUGGGCCCGGAGUCAUCAAUGCAAGCUAAUAGGCUAAAGUCAGUUUACAUACAUGACUUCGAAGCAGGGCUGAAGGCUGUCUGGAAAAGAUUGAACGACACCUUCGGAAGCCCUGAAGUCGUGGAGGAUGCGCUGAUGAAACGCUUAGAAGCUUUCCCACGGUCAUCGGGAAAAGACAAUGUGAAGCUUCGAGAACUCGGAGACUUGCUACUUGAAUUGGAGGCAGCGAAAGCGGACCCGUACUUGGCAGGACUGAAGUACUUUGACACUGCGCGAGGCGUGAACAGCAUCGUCUUAAAGCUCCCACCGGGCCUCCAGGAGAAAUGGAUGACCGCAGGCUCAAGGCACAAGAAAGAGAACGAAACGGCGUUCCCACCAUUUUCUUUCUUCUCGAAGUUCGUGAGAAACGAGGCUGAGGUGAGGAACGACCCUAGUUCCUUUAUACGUACAAACGAUGCCUUGUCGGAUCACCAUCCGAAAAAAGGAAAACAAGUUCCGAGAAACUCCUGCGGUGGAGCAGUGUCAGCGAGGAAAACCGAAGCAGACGUCAUUCCAGAAAAGAAUGAUACGGGGCCGUUGAGCGUCAACAGUGCUAAGGAAUCAGGGAGCUUAAACAAGUGGUGUCCAUUCCACAAGAAACCCCACUCUAUCGAAAGUUGUCGUGCGUUCGCCAAGAAAAGCGUCGAUGAGAGGAAGGAUUUCCUCAAGAAGCAAGGAAUUUGCUUCCGUUGUUGCAAGUCGACGAGCCACAUUUCAAGGCAAUGUCACAUCCCUCUGAAGUGCUGGAUAUGUAAUUCGGCUAAGCAUCACACAGCGCUUCAUCCCUCAGACACGAGCACCUGUGAACCAUCUGGAGCCGCGGAAGACGAGGCCAACGCUCAAAAACCUUCAGGGGACGUCACCACCACACGUACUGAAGUAUGCAAAAGUGGUGAUGAGAGCAAAUCGUGCGCAGAGAUCUGCCUUGUGAAGGUAACUUACAAGUCUCAGCCACUGAGAACGGUCAAUGUCUAUGCCAUUUUGGACGACCAAAGUAAUCGGUCACUGGUCAGAUCUGAGCUCCUGGACGUCUUCCGUGUAGAGGGGUUUCCGACCAACUACACCUUGACAACGUGCUCAGGAACUACCGAAGUCACCGCAAGACAGGCCGAGGGAUUCUCAGUGCGGGGCGUUACAGAAGAAAUCAGCCUUGAGCUUCCGCCAUUGCUGGAGUGCAACGACAUUCCUAACAACAGAAGUGAAAUACCAACUCCUCAAGCUGCCAAAUGUUACCCACACCUGAGUCCCAUAGCAGACUGCAUUCCACCUGUGGAUCCUCGAGCACAGAUAUGGCUUCUUCUCGGUCGGGACGUUAUUGCAGCACACAAGGUGCGCGAGACACGCAACGGGCCACGGAAUGCUCCGUUCGCUCAGAAACACGACCUCGGCUGGGUGAUCGUUGGGAACAUUUGCAUCGGCCGUGCACGGAGGCCAAGCACUGCAAGUGUUCUAAAGACUCAUGUGUUGUGUGGUGGUCGACCAUCUAUCCUAGAGCCUUGUGAAUCUCACUUUACUGUAAAGAAGAGCAGAGUUCUUCAGCCUAAAGGUGGGCCAUGGUCUGGGUCGAGUGCCUUAUCGGUAGCGGAAGUCAGAGACAGGUUUGCCGAAACGCUGUUCGAAACAACCAAAGAAGACACCGAACUUGCACUGUCCAUAGAAGAUAGAAAGUUUCUUGAGAUCAUGGAUAAAGAGUUCGUUAGAGAUCGUUCGAAUAGCUGGGUAGGUCCUCUUCCAUUCCGCACGCCAAGGUGCCGCCUCCCGAACAAUAGGCAGCAAGCUUGGUCUCGCCUCCUGGGUCUGCGUCGCACAUUGUGCAAGAACCCCGAAAUGAGGGAACAUUUCGUAGCUUUCAUGAAGGACUUGUUCUCGAAUGACUACGCUGAGGUAGUUUCACCGCUCGCUGACUUGAGGGAAUGCUGGUAUUUGCCCAUCUUCGGUGUCUACCACCCGCAGAAGCCUGGGAAGAUCAGGGUUGUGUUUGACUCCAGCGCGGAGUACAAGGGAGUUUCGUUGAACAAUGUCCUUCUAACGGGACCGGACUUCACCAACAGCCUCAUCGGAGUGCUAAUACGCUUCAGAAAGGAGCAGGUAGCGGUGAUGGCGGACAUACAGCAAAUGUACUACAACUUCCUUGUCCGAGAAGAUCAUCGCGAUUUCCUCAGGUUCUUGUGGUUCAAGAACAAUGACAUAUCGGAAGAUAUUGUGGAAUGCCGAAUGAAAGUGCAUGUCUUUGGAAAUAGCCCAUCCCCAGCCGUAGCAAUGUAUGGGCUUCGACGAACAGCCCGAGAGGGCUCACGUGUGUUCGGAGAGAGGGCAGCGAAGUUUGUGGAGAACGAUUUCUAUGUCGACGACGCACUGAAGUCCGUUCCCACGGAGGAAGAGGCGGUCGAGCUACUGCAGAAGGCGCAGAAAUUGCUGGAAACGGCCAACAUACGGCUACAUAAAAUUGUCUCAAAUAAUGAGAAGGUACUUGAGGCUUUUCCCGUUCGCGACCGCGCGGCAGACCUCCGGGAAAUUGACUUCACCAAAGACACAUUGCCUGCGCAACGUAGCCUAGGGCUACUGUGGAACGUGCACGACGACACGUUCCUUUUUCGCACUCCACCUGAAGACAAACCAUGCACACGUCGUGGUGUUCUCGCAACGGUCAACGGCUUGUAUGACCCAUUGGGGUUCGUGGCUCCGGUGACUGCACGAGCCAAGCACUUUCGACGCGAGAUAACAGCCGACGGAUAUGACUGGGACAAACCGUUACCACUUCACAGAGAGCAAGAAUGGGAAGACUGGAAAAGUUCUAUUGAAACGCUGGAGAGUCUUCAAAUCAGAAGACCGUAUGCACCGAUGUCGGUUUCAGAAGCUGAGCGCAAGGAGAUCCACAUUUUCUGCGAUGCAUCAACACAAGCUGUCGCAGCCGUGGCGUACCUAAAGGUCACCGACAAUACAGGAAGACACCACGUCGGAUUCCUAAUGGGGAAAGUCAAGUUGGCCCCCCUAGCUGAGCUUACCAUUCCGAGACUGGAACUGUGUGGGGCGGUACUCGCAGUCGAAUUGGCUGAACUUAUCCAGCGGGAACUGGAUCUGCAACCAGACAUGCUGAAGUUCUACAUCGAGAGCAAGGCCGUAUUAGGCUACAUACACAAUGAAAAAAGGAGAUUCUACGUCUAUGUGGCAAAUAGGGUGCAUCGCAUUCGCAAAACGACGACGCCAGAGCAGUGGAACUACAUUCACACUAAUCAGAAUCCUGCAGACCAUGGCACAAGAAUGGUCUCGGCGACGAAACUCGGACACACAUCGUGGUUGAAUGUUCCGGACUUUCUUCGACAGGGUGAAGAAACUGUGUUGCAGCCAUCGCGUUCUGCUUGGUGUCUCCAGAUGAAGAUAAAGAUGUGCGCCCAGAAGUUAACAGCUUGA
This is a messenger RNA of Rhipicephalus sanguineus (brown dog tick), 3981 nucleotides long. RefSeq lists its product as uncharacterized. The coding region runs from base 1 to 3981 and encodes 1326 amino acids. Lineage: Eukaryota; Metazoa; Arthropoda; Arachnida; Ixodida; Ixodidae. The transcript has a single exon. The record is from RefSeq and is a predicted model, not a curated record.